AUGUGUACUUGGAAUUGUAGAGGAGCGGGGAAGAAGGGUUUCUCCUAUCUUAUAAAAGACCUAGUCUACCAAAAUAAGAUUCAAGUGCUUGUUUUGCUUGAAACGAGAUUGAGUGGCAAAAGAACUGAUAAAGUUAUUCGAAACCUAGGUUUUGACAACUACUUUAGACGGGAAUCUGUAGGUUUUUCUGGUAGAAUCUGGAUCAUCUGGAAUAAAAGUGAGUCCUUGGAGGAUGAAAGAAGGCUGCUUUGGGAUAGGUUGAAGAAUAUUGAGACUAAUGGUGUUGAUGAAUGGGCUGUGAUGGGUUUCUCUGGACCUAAGUUCACUUGGAAAAGAGGAUCCCUAGAAGAGAGGAUUCAUAGACUGGUGGUGAAUCAGGCUUGGCAUUUAAAUUCCCCUAACAAGUUUCUGUCUCACCUCAAUUUUAAUGGGUCUGAUCAUAGACCUCUUCUUUUGAGUGGAGAGGCUCAAUUUCUUGCCCCGGAAGAACAACUCCACGUGGGAACUACUGGGGAUAAGUUCCAUCGUGAAGCUUCCUUGUGGCACCAUGACAAGUUUAGAGCUCUUCAUAGAAAAAAGAAGCAAACACAAGGCAGGAUUAGAGGAGUGGAUGCCCAACUGUGUAGGGGUCUUGAUAAUGCUUUGGAGCGGCUGCACAACUCCUUUUGGCAGGAUCUCAAUACUAUUUACAUCGAGGAGGAGCUUACUUGGUUCCAACGCUCUAGAUGCAAAUGA
Molecule: messenger RNA, 735 nt
Organism: Gastrolobium bilobum
Lineage: Eukaryota; Viridiplantae; Streptophyta; Magnoliopsida; Fabales; Fabaceae
Exons: 4
Coding region: 1-735 (244 amino acids)
Source: RefSeq, a predicted model, not a curated record